Messenger RNA from Alternaria conjuncta, 225 nucleotides. RefSeq lists its product as uncharacterized. The record is from RefSeq and is a predicted model, not a curated record. The transcript is spliced from 3 exons. Bases 1 to 225 code for a protein of 74 amino acids. Lineage: Eukaryota; Fungi; Ascomycota; Dothideomycetes; Pleosporales; Pleosporaceae.
AUGAGUACGAAGCAGCGCCGUGGCGUGCUACGAGACGCAUAUCUUGAGAUCGUCCCUGCAUCGAAGCCGCAGGAGGACUACGACGACAGGAACGAACUCUACGCAGUGGCGAUUGAGGGGAUGCGAAGCCUGGUAACCAAGUUUCCAGAUGGAUACGAGGGGUAUGUCGCAGCAAAUAAGGCAAAGGGUAAGCGCGAUUCUCGGGAGUUGAACGCGAAGUUGUAG